AACAACAUGCCCAAGCAGGUGGAGGUACGAAUGCAUGACAGCCAUCUCAGCUCAGAGGAACCGAAGCAGCGGCAUCUAGGCUUGCGUCUGUGUGACAAGCUGGGGAAGAAUCUCCUGCUCACGCUAACCGUGUUCGGUGUCAUCCUGGGGGCAGUGUGUGGAGGGCUUCUUCGCUUGGCAUCUCCUCUCCACCCUGAUGUGGUCAUGUUAAUAGCCUUCCCAGGGGACAUACUCAUGAGGAUGCUAAAAAUGCUCAUCCUCCCUCUCAUCAUCUCCAGCUUAAUCACAGGGUUGUCGGGCCUGGAUGCUAAAGCCAGUGGGCGCUUAGGCACAAGAGCCAUGGUCUAUUACAUGUCUACAACCAUCAUUGCUGCCGUGCUGGGGGUCAUCCUGGUCUUGGCUAUCCACCCGGGGAACCCCAAACUCAAGAAGCAGCUGGGGCCCGGGAAGAAGAAUGAUGAAGUGUCCAGCCUGGAUGCCUUCCUGGACCUUAUUCGAAAUCUCUUUCCUGAAAACCUGGUCCAAGCCUGUUUUCAACAGAUACAAACGGUGACCAAGAAAGUCUUGGUGGCACCUCCGUCAGAUGAGGAGGGCAAUGCCACCAAUGCUGUCAUCUCCUUGUUGAACGAGACUGUGAUGGAGGCACCUGAGGAAGCGAAGGUGGUUAUCAAGAAGGGCCUGGAGUUCAAGGACGGCAUGAAUGUCUUAGGUCUGAUAGGGUUUUUCAUUGCUUUUGGCAUCGCCAUGGGGAAGAUGGGAGAGCAGGCCAAGCUGAUGGUGGAAUUCUUCAACAUUUUGAAUGAGAUUGUAAUGAAAUUAGUGAUCAUGAUCAUGUGGUACUCUCCCCUGGGUAUCGCCUGCCUAAUUUGUGGAAAGAUCAUUGCAAUCAAGGACUUAGAAGUGGUUGCUAGGCAACUGGGGAUGUACAUGAUCACGGUGAUUGUGGGCCUCAUCAUCCAUGGGGGCAUCUUUCUCCCCUUGAUUUACUUUGUAGUCACCAGGAAAAACCCUUUCUCCUUUUUUGCUGGCAUUUUCCAAGCUUGGAUCACUGCGCUGGGUACUGCUUCCAGUGCCGGAACUUUGCCUGUUACCUUCCGUUGCCUGGAAGAAAACCUGGGAAUCGAUAAGCGCGUGACCAGAUUUGUCCUCCCGGUCGGAGCAACCAUCAACAUGGACGGUACAGCCCUUUAUGAAGCGGUGGCCGCCAUCUUUAUUGCCCAGAUGAAUGGUGUUAUCCUGGAUGGAGGCCAGAUUGUGACUGUGAGCCUCACGGCCACGCUGGCGAGUGUGGGUGCAGCCAGCAUUCCCAGUGCGGGCCUCGUCACCAUGCUCCUCAUCCUGACGGCUGUGGGCCUGCCGACGGAGGACAUCAGCCUGCUGGUGGCCGUGGACUGGCUGCUGGACAGGAUGAGAACUUCAGUCAAUGUUGUGGGGGACUCUUUUGGGGCUGGGAUUGUCUAUCACCUCUCCAAGUCUGAGCUGGAUACCAUUGACUCCCAGCAUCGAGUGCACGAAGAUAUUGAAAUGACCAAGACUCAUUCCAUUUAUGAUGACGUGAAGAACCACAGGGAAAGCAACUCUAAUCAAUGUGUCUAUGCCGCACACAACUCUGUCAUAGUAGAUGAGUGCAAGGUGACUCUGGCAGCCAAUGGAAAGUCCGCCGACUGCGGAGUUGAGGAAGAACCGUGGAAACGUGAAAAAUAAGGAUAUGACUCUCAGCAAAUUUUUGAACAAACUCCCCAGCGUAUCUUAUGGUAAAAAGAGAAUAUAAACAAGCUGUCUUUAAAAAGGAAAAAAAAGUGCACCUAUUUCUGUGUUUACUUAAUCUGCUAGCCAAGGCUUCGAGGAUCUGUUGUGAGUCAGUGAUAGGCGCGGUGCUGUGUCUUUGCCAAGUGAUGCUUUGUAACUGCCUCAUUUUCUCACCUGUAUUAUUGUCUGAACGAAGAUUGCUGGAGGAAUCAGUUUGAAUUGAAGACACAUUCUUGCCAGCUUCCCUUUGCUCUCUAAAUGCAGAGCCUCGGAAGCUCUUUUCCCAGGGGACAUGACUAAAGCGAUGUGGUACACUCCGGGGACUUGGGAUAAAGAGCAGACACUCAGUGUGUGAUUCCUUCAAGUGUUCUCCGUGCUUCUGCUUUGUUAUGCACAAGAGAUUCUGUUAGAAGCCCCUAGACGUAAUUCUCUUGAAAUGUCUUGUAGAGUUUGCCCAUGGGUUGAUUAAAAGCAAUUCCCUGUCUUCGGGAACUCAGAAUCUAUCUUCUGUAUACUCUUUCAACUAAAUAUUUCAAAGAGGAUGGUAGUGGGAACUGUGUUCUUCAAGGCAGCUGAUUACGGAACCCACUGAGUUUCUGCUCUGCCCUAUCCAGUCUGGGGAAAUAAUCACUGAAAUUUCAAAGUAGGUUUCAUAAUUUGCUCUCAAUUUGAUAAUGGAUUAGGAUGUAAUUUGCAUAUGGCCGCUGUACAUAUUGACAAAAGUAAGAGAGCACAACCAACGUAAACUUUAACCAGAUUCAAAUAUUCAAAUUCGUUUGUGUUUGGUUUGCAUUCACCUGGCAUAGUGAAAUCAAGUGAGAUGAUUUGAUUGAUGCUUUACUUUCUUUGUUUCAGCCGUAAAAUUCUUCUUUGGACUUCUAACAAAGAAAAAAGGAGAUUUUUUUAAUCAGCAAAUUAUUUUAGUUACAGUCUCAUUAACCUAGAAGGCCGAAUCAUUCAACUCUCCUCACACGUGGAGGACAGUUACAUUGGCUGCGCCUCUUAAUACCGUCUCUCGAU
Neomonachus schauinslandi (Hawaiian monk seal) is the source of this 2769-nucleotide messenger RNA. It is a transcript of the gene SLC1A2, whose product is annotated as solute carrier family 1 member 2. The transcript has 10 exons. Gene Ontology annotation, cellular component: plasma membrane. Gene Ontology annotation, biological process: L-glutamate transmembrane transport. The record is from RefSeq and is a predicted model, not a curated record. NCBI's taxonomy places the organism in Eukaryota, Metazoa, Chordata, Mammalia, Carnivora, Phocidae. The coding region runs from base 7 to 1704 and encodes 565 amino acids. Gene Ontology annotation, molecular function: L-glutamate transmembrane transporter activity; neutral L-amino acid transmembrane transporter activity; glutamate:sodium symporter activity.